This is a messenger RNA of Uloborus diversus, 533 nucleotides long. Its product is annotated as fibroblast growth factor 16-like. Gene Ontology annotation, molecular function: fibroblast growth factor receptor binding; growth factor activity. Gene Ontology annotation, cellular component: cytoplasm. Lineage: Eukaryota; Metazoa; Arthropoda; Arachnida; Araneae; Uloboridae. The record is from RefSeq and is a predicted model, not a curated record. Bases 27 to 533 code for a protein of 168 amino acids. The transcript has 3 exons. Gene Ontology annotation, biological process: animal organ morphogenesis; positive regulation of protein phosphorylation; fibroblast growth factor receptor signaling pathway.
CUCUUCUCCCACAUUCCCAUCGCAAGAUGGCUUCCGAGGACGGCAGGCAGCGACCGGCCCGGCCACCGAGCGAAGAACGCAGGGGCGCCGCCUACGCCCGGGCGGUAGAACCGGACAGCGGGGUGCCCGGGCAUGUGGGCCCGGAGAAGCAGCUGCACAGCGCGACCGGCUACAACCUGGUCAUCGACACCGAAGGGAAAAUUUAUGGCACUAGAGAGCCCUAUAAUAACGAAGCUAUAAUGGUGGUCACAUCAAGAGGCGAUGGAGAAGUCAAAAUAAAAGGAAAACAUUCCAACUUCUACCUUGCUAUGGAUGAGAAGGGGAAAAUAUACCCUGAGAAAGAUCCCGAAUCACCAAACAUUUGGUUUAAAGAGCUUUUUGAAGAAAAUUGGAACAACUAUGUAUGGUUGGGCAAUAACAAACAAUGGUUUCUUGCUAUCAACAAAUCUGGGAAGUUGAAACAUGGCCACAAGACAAAGAAGAAGCAGAAGUCUGUAAAGUUUGUGCCCAGAUCUGCAAAUCCUUCUUAUUGA